Messenger RNA from Cuscuta epithymum, 6303 nucleotides. The record is from the annotation of a GenBank genome assembly. NCBI's taxonomy places the organism in Eukaryota, Viridiplantae, Streptophyta, Magnoliopsida, Solanales, Convolvulaceae.
UACUUGUGUCUUACCAAAAGUGCACUAGAUACUGUUGACUGGUGAGUACGAGAUAAAUGACACAAUUUCUCACCGUCGUAGCUGGGGCGUAAUAAUAAUGAAGAUGCAAGUGUGCCGCCUUCGCGGCUUCGCCCUUCGCGCGCCAUAAAUCUUUACAAACAAAGGAGAAGAAAUCAUAGCGAAAUUGCUAUCCAUCGAACGGUUGGACUUUACAGGGAGAUACGAUGUUCUCAAUCGCAGCCAUCAACGAUACAGAUUCUAGAAGCCAAUGGGAGCCUCUUGCCCCUACGAAAGAAGCACAGGAAUUUCAUCUUUCACAAACAUAUCAUGAAGGGCUUAUAAAGCUACAAGCCAAAGAAUAUGAAAAGGCCCGUGAACUUCUAGAGUCUGUUUUGAAAGACCCCUUGAUCAUAAAUGAAAAGGUGAAUAGUAGUUCAACCAAUGACCACAUUUCACAGCUAAGAUUUUUGGCACUGAAGAACCUUGCUACCGUUUUUCUUCAACAAGGUUCUGCCUACUAUGAGAAUGCUUUACAAUGCUAUCUUCAAGCUGUUGAGAUUGAUACAAAAGAUUCUGUCAUAUGGAAUCAGCUGGGAACUCUAUCAUGCUCAAUGGGGUUAUUGAGCAUUUCACGCUGGGCUUUUGAACAAGGAUUAUGUUGCAGUCCCAAUAAUUGGAAUUGCAUGGAAAAGCUCUUGGAGGUUCUUAUUGCCAUUGGUGACGAGGUUGCCUGCCUUUCUGUCGCUCAACUAGUUAUAAGGCAUUGGCCAUCUCAUGCUCGUGCUUUGCAUGUAAAAAAUACUAUUCAGGAGUCUGAACCACUUCCCUUCUCCCCAAGAGGUAUAGACAAGCUGGAACCAAAGCAUAUUCGAUUGAAAUUUACAGAUAAGAGAAAAGGAACAGAAGAUGGCCAGAGCGGCAUUGCAUAUAAAAAGUUGAAGCAAUCGAUGGAGUUUCACCUUCCCGAAAUGACUUUCACAUCCCUUGCUGAUGAGCUCCUAAAAAUAUUACUUCCAUUGGCUGAACGUGGUCCUGAACUUGAAAAAGGAAUGUAUAGGUCUGGUGACACUAGAAUUAGUAUACAGGUACCAGGAAUUUUACAAAUGAGUGUAGAUUUAGCACAAACAAGAGAACCUAUUGUCUCUCAUGCCAGUGAAAUCAGUUCCAAUGGUGAUCGCAGUCCUGCUAAAAGUGGCAUUUCAAGAGAAAAGGAAACCAUCAGUAAUGGGGAGCAACCUCAAGAGAGGAGAAGUAGCCGUCUUGAACGGCUCAGGAGUCGAAAGCCAGAUAAAGAAGAAAUAGAUUUUAUGGACAACAAGGAUCUGGCUAAAGUUGUGGAGAAGUUUCUACAACCUUUUGUUGUUAAUGAAAUUGGGGUUAGUGAAUACAAGUGUGAAAAUAGCAGUUCUUUUCAUGGUAAGACCACAGAUGAAUCUAUUUAUUACGAGUGCAAUGAUGUUAUGGACUUCAUCAAGAAAACCAGUAGCAAUAGUGGUGCCUAUCACAUGGGGCACUUGCUUUUACAAGAGGUUUCUGCUAGAGGCAUCCUAUAUCAGGAUGACAUUACUAAAUUGUUGGAUUUAGAGAAGUUGACAAGGAAUUGGGGUCAGGAAAGAACUCCUCAAUGUAGCUUAUUUCUUGCAGAGCUAUAUUAUGAUGCUGCAUUGCGCUCUAGUGAUAAAUCAACAUCGGCACUCUUGAUGUCAGAAACAUCUUACCAUCUUUGUAAAAUAAUUGAAAAUGUUGCAUCAGAUUAUCCACUACACCUUAAUUGUGUGGAUACAAUAGAAGUUCCAAUAAAUUGUUCUAGCAGCACCCUGAAGAAAAACUAUCCCUUUUGGAUACGUUAUUUUUGGUUAAGUGGGCAGCUAUCAAAGUCUGACGGUGACAAAACAAAGGCUCGAGAAGAAUUUUCUAUUUCAUUGGCAUUGUUGUCAAAUGAUGAUAAUAAAAAUGUCUCUCAGCCAGUUUGCUUGCCUCACUGCAAAAGCAUUGGAAACCUAACCGUUGAUAGAGUUCUCCAUGAAAUCCACUUAUUGGAGGUUGAAUUUCUUCUGAAGGAUACUAUAAAUAAAAAAAUUGAUCAAGGUGCAUAUGCUGAAUGCAUAGAAAUACUUGCUCCUCUGCUAUUUUCCUCAAGAGAUGCCCAUCUUGGUGCAUUAUACACCCACAGUCAGAGAUGCAAGUCAGAUGAUGACUUUUGUUCAGUUGAACUAUCUGCAUUAAAUGUUUUACUGAAAGCAUGCCAACACACAAAACCAAUGGAUAUAGAUGUCUACUUAAAGUGUCAUCGAAGGAAACUACAGAUACUGGUUGCUUCAGCUGGCCUGGAAGACUUUCCUCAUUCCCAUAAGACGGAUCUCUCUGUUGGUGAAACACAGUCGAUAGAAAGCCAAAAAAUGCUACAGUGCGAUUUGUUUGCUGAGGAAGUGAAGGCAAUUUCCCAGUUCGUUUCACAGAUAAAGAGCAUCGUGUCUGCAAAUUUAAAUGUUCAUGUUCCAUCAACUAUUCUAUGUGAUAUUCACACCUUGCUACUGAGGCUUAUGUGCAAAAUUGCCAAUGCAUAUUUAUGUCAGGGAUCCUCUUUGUCGGACAGUUCAGAUCAAAACAAACGAAGAGAUAGAAGCUACUUUGUUGAUGUUGCCAUAGCUUUCUGUAAACUUCAACACAUAAUCACCAAUGUGCCUAUAAAAUUUCAGACAGAGUUGAUUGUGGCAGUCCAUGACAUGCUUGCUGAGUUUGGUCUCUGCUGUGCGCGUGGGGAUGGUGAAGUGGAAGAAGGAACUUUUUUGAAAUUUGCAAUAAAGUACCUUUUGGCCUUGGAUAUGAAGCUUAAGUCUAAUUCUCAGCCUGAUCAACUGGCUUCCCAUGUUAGCCAUACCAAGAGGUCUGAGGAGCUUUCUCAUGCUAACCAUUCUGACAGUUCAGUGAAUGAAUUGAAACUAGAUAUGCUGAAUGAGGAAGUACCACAGGCAGACAUAGAUGUAGCUAAGGAAGUACCACAGGCAGACAUAGAUGUAGCUAAAGUAUCUGACGGAAAUACUUCCCCUGAUAAAGGUUUAGAAAAUGAGAAAAUUGAAGUUGCUAAUUUCGAAAAAGUUGGUGAUGGUUCUAGAUCAGGGAAAGCAGAUCAUGUUGUUGAAUGUGAUAGUGAACUGACUAAAGAUGAAAGGGAGGAUCUUGAAGUUGGGAUUGACAAUGCAUUGAACCAGUGCUUUUUCUGUUUGUAUGGUCUAAAUCUCAGGUCCGAUUCAUCUUACGAAGAUGACUUAUCCAUUCACAAGAACAGAAGCCGGUGUGAUUAUCAGACGAAGGAACAAUGUGCUGAUGUUUUCCAAUAUUUACUUCCCUAUGCUAAAGCUUGUUCAAAAACGGGACUAGCUAAACUUAGAAGGGUACUAAGGGCUAUCCGCAAACACUUCACAGAACCACCUGAUGAUAUUUUAGCUGGAAAUGCAAUUGAUAAGUUCUUGGAUGAUCCUGAUUUGUGUGAAGACAAACUAUCAGGGGAAGCAGGAUCAAGUGAUUUUCUUGCUUCUAUGACAAAUAUAAUAUUUCCAGACCCUGGAGGCCUCAAACAACAUAAAGUAUCUUUAGCACAGAGCUCUGAUCCAUAUCUCGAAGUUUAUAGCAAUUUGUAUUAUCUUCUUGCUCAGUCUGAAGAACUUAGUGCCACUGACAAAUGGGCCGGCUUUGUUCUUACCAAGGAAGGAGAUGAUUUUGUGCAACAAAAUGCAAAUCUUUUCAAAUAUGAUUUAUUAUACAAUCCAUUCCGCUUAGAGAGCUGGCAGCGACUUGGAAACAUCUAUGAUGAGGAGGUGGACUUGCUGCUUAAUGAUGGUAGUAAACAAAUAAAUGUGUUGGGGUGGAGGAACAAUUCUAAACUAUCAGAGAGAGUUGAAGCAAGCCGAAGGAGGAGCAGGCGGUGCUUAUUGAUGACCUUAGCUCUGGCGAAGACAGCAGUUCAACAGGCUGAGAUGCAUGAAUUAUUGGCAUUGGUGUAUUAUGAUGGUCUUCAGAACGUAGUACCCUUCUAUGAUCAAAGGUCUGUUGUGCCAUCCAAAGAUGAAAACUGGAUGAUGUAUUGUAAAAACUCAAUGAUGCAUUUCCAGAAGGCAUUUGCACACAAGGAAGAUUGGUCUCGUGCAUUUUACCUGGGAAAACUUUGUGAGAAGCUUGGGCACUCACAUGAUACAGCAUUCUCAUACUAUGCUAAGUCCAUUGCCUUGAAUCCAUUGGCUGUAGAUCCAUUUUACAGGAUGCACGCUUCACGGUUGAAGUUACUUUGCAAAUGCGAGAAGCAAAAUGAAGAUGCUUUAAAGAUUGCUGCUACAUAUUCUUUCAACCAAUCUACAAUGGAGGCUGUAAUGGAUAUCCUUCGGAACACGGGCUCUAAAAUACUUCCUUCUCCGUCUACAAACAAUAGCAGUCAAGUGGAUUUACAUAAACUUGAAGAAGUUUGGCAUAUACUUUACAGAGAUUGCCUUUUGGCGCUUGAAUCUUGUGUGGAAGGGGACCUUAAACAUUUCCACAAGGCUAGAUAUAUGCUUGCAAAAGGAUUGUACAGAAGAAACGGGGAUGGUGAUCUAGAGAGGGCAAAGGAGGAGCUUUCCUUUUGUUUUAAAUCGCACCGUUCUUCCUUUACAAUAAACAUGUGGGAGAUCGACAGUACGGUAAAAAAAGGAAGGCGCAGAACUUCAGGUGUUUCAGGGAACAGGAGAGCCCUGGAAGUUAACCUGGCUGAAAGUUCCAGGAAGUUUAUCACUUGCAUCCGCAAGUACAUCUUAUUCUAUUUGAGGUUGCUGGAGGAGAAUGGAGACGUGUCCACUCUUGAUCGAGCUUAUAUUUCUCUUCGGGCAGAUAAAAGGUUCUCUCUAUGCCUUGAAGAUCUCAUCCCAGUUGUUCUUGGGCGAUAUAUAAUGGCAUUAAUUUUGUGUCUACGCCAAACUAGUGAUGGAUCUGAUUCUACGGACAAUUCUGUAGAGUAUCCUCUGGAGAAAAUGUUUUGUUUGUUUUUGGAACAGACCGGCUUAUGGUCAGAUAUUUGUUGCUUGCCCGAAAUUAGGAGCUCAGAAUUGACAGAAAGCCACUUAUUUGGGUAUAUCUAUGAAUACAUCCAAUUAUUGCAGCGAAAUCUCAAGGUGGAGACGCUUGAAGCGAUACAUGAAAAGAUAAGGAGGCGUUUAAAGAACCCAAAAUUGUCCAACAGUGACUUUGCAAAAGUUUCUAAGUAUGUUUCUGUUGCUUGGUGUCAAUCUCUUGUAAUCAGCAUGGCGUUAAUUACACCACUACAUUCAAGGCUUUCAAGUGAAGCUCAAUCUACCAAUCAGUCUGGGCUAGAAGUAAUGCAUCUGUUGUGUGUUGAUCUGCAACCGGACGAGCUAUGGAGUUCUUCUUCUGAUGACCCCGAUCACAUGAAGAAUCUUCAAAAGAAGUGGAACGCUUUUUUGUUUAAAAUAAAAAAUGUUAUAAUCAAGAGAGCAUCAGAUGAAGAUUUGGAGACCGCUUCUUUGCUGCUGAGAUCCUCUUACAAUUUCUACAAAGAUGUCUCUUGCGCAUUUCUUCCGUCUGGGAUAACACUUUAUGCAUUGCCGCUUCAGUUAGCAGCAGAGACAUAUAUUCAACCUGGCAUAGAAGCGGUUGAUAUACUUGAUUUGAAUACUUCGCGGAAACUUCUUUUGUGGGCCUACACACUUUUGCAUGGUCAAUGCAUGUGCAUCUCCUCUGUGAUAAAGUAUUGUGAAGAGAACUUGAAGACAAGGAUGAAGAAGGGGACUGGAAGUCCUUUCCCCUCAUCUGCAGCUACUACUACUACCACUACCACUGCUUCUCAGUCAGGUUGCGGGAAAGAUGGUUGUGAUCAAGACUCUUCCCCUCUUCUAUCCACUAUGCUCCUCACUUCGUCAGCCGAACCUGACUCUGCUCACAAAACAUCCUUAACUUCACCAGAGGUUGAUAAGUGAUGAAGGAGAUAAUUCUGGGAACACCAGUGUUUUCAUCUUUUCCUAACUAGCGUUUCCCUCAGGUUUUUAUUUCUGUUUUUAAUUGCUACAUCCUUUAUGAUUCACCGUAUCAAUACUUGGAAUUGCAAGCAGGAUGUGAUUGUUAACUGCGCCUUAGUGUAUGUACAAAGCAAACAACAGUUAACCAAGUAUGUAUGUGCAAUCUUUCAGUUUGUAAGUCAUUUUUUCAAUUAACCAACUAUUUACUGUGCAAGACAUGUGCCAACAAAUUUUGAGUUUUUGCUACUUUUGGUCCUCCAAUUUUAUGUAACUAUUGUGGGAAAGAUAUUUUUAUAUUCGU